UUAAGUUUCCAACCAACUCCUUUUAUUUGCAGCGAAACAUUCAUCAAAAAUUCAUUAGUCUCCCAACUUCAAAAAAAAUUAAAAAUUUCUAACAGAAUUCAUUACCAAAAAAAAAAAAAAAAAGAAGCUGCUUAAGGAUCAAAAUCUGAACACUCUUGAGUGUUUUAAUCACCCUCAUUCCUGAAGAACAUGGACAAUAAAGACAACAAUAAUGAUUCCACUGAUAAAGGUCUGUUUUCAGGUCUAAUGGGAUAUGCUGCAGGACAAUAUCACCAUGGUCAUCAUGGCCAUGGUGCAUACCCUCAUCAUGGAUAUCCACCUCAUGGAUAUCCGCCUAAUGGAUACCCUCCACAAAGCUAUCCACCACCAUACCCGCCUCCUGGUGGAUAUCCACCUUCUGCAUACCCUCCCCCUGGAGGGUACCCUCCCUCUGCAUACCCACCCCCUGGAGGAUACCCUCCUCCAGGUGCUUAUCCUUACCCUUCCUCUUCCCAUCACUCAGGUUUCAGACCAAAUAUGGGAAUGUUAGCCGGAGGAGCAGCUGCAGCAGCAGCUCUAUAUGGGGCCCACCAUCUUUCACAUGGACACCAUCAUUAUGGUAUGUUUGGUCAUCAUGGGAAGUUCAAGCAUGGCAAGUUCGGAAAGCGUUGGAAGCAUGGAGGCGUGUUUGGGCGACACAAGUUUAAGAAAUGGAAGUGAAUACCUCAUCUUGUUUGUUUGCUACCAUCUUGGAAACUCUUGGAUCAAUCUAAUAAUACUGUAUUUUAGAAGAGUGAUUGUGCUUAUAUUCAUAUUCCAUAUUUCGUAUUAACUCCGUUUUGAAAUACUAGCAAUAGAUUGUGAUGUAUUGUGUGGAAAAAUAUCACUAUUAGUUACAACUAUUAUGAAACGGAGGUAUAUACUUAUUUCUGGUGUGAGAAAAUUGGGUCAUUUAGCACUAAUAAGCACCCUUGUAUGUAUUUAAAAUCAUAGCUACAAUACAUCUUAUUACUAUUUUGUGUGUGCU
Messenger RNA from Amaranthus tricolor (Joseph's coat), 1006 nucleotides. Its product is annotated as cysteine-rich and transmembrane domain-containing protein WIH2-like. The transcript has 3 exons. The record is from RefSeq and is a predicted model, not a curated record. Bases 190 to 699 code for a protein of 169 amino acids. Lineage: Eukaryota; Viridiplantae; Streptophyta; Magnoliopsida; Caryophyllales; Amaranthaceae.